Molecule: messenger RNA, 3069 nt
Organism: Grammomys surdaster
Lineage: Eukaryota; Metazoa; Chordata; Mammalia; Rodentia; Muridae
Gene: Slc26a10p
Product: solute carrier family 26 member 10
Exons: 18
Coding region: 1-2055 (684 amino acids)
Biological process (GO): transmembrane transport
Cellular component (GO): membrane
Molecular function (GO): sulfate transmembrane transporter activity; chloride transmembrane transporter activity; oxalate transmembrane transporter activity
Source: RefSeq, a predicted model, not a curated record
AUGCUGCAGGGAGCCAAAGACAAAAUGAGUGGACCACUUGUCUCUGGGACCUGCUCAGAUCCGGAGGAGGCUUCCGACCUUAAGUCUCCUCUGAGCUCAAGGUUCAGGGAACCUCUCACCCACGCUCGGUUCCAGGAGCUCUUCGGGGGCGCAGAGCAGGAGCCUGAGCUACCAGCAGAGCCCUGCUUACCCUGGCUGUGCAGGCUGCGGAGGAGGCGAGCCAGCGCUUGUUCUGGGCCGGGAGCGUGGCGCGUGCUGCUAGCACGGCUGCCCCCGCUGCGUUGGCUGCCCCAAUACCGCUGGCGAGCCUGGCUCCUCGGAGAUGCUGUGGCCGGAAUAACAGUGGGCGUUGUGCACGUGCCCCAGGGCAUGGCUUUUGCCCUCCUGACCUCGGUGCCCCCGGUGUUCGGACUCUACACUUCUUUCUUUCCCGUCCUCAUCUACAGUUUGCUGGGCACUGGGAGACAUCUGUCCACUGGAACUUUCGCAGUACUCAGUCUAAUGACUGGCUCUGUUGUCGAGAGGGUGGUGCCCGAACCCCUCGCGGGGAACCUCAGUGGAAUCGAAAGGGAGCAAUGGGAAGCUCGCAGAGUUGGGGCGGCAGCCGCUGUGGCCUUUGGGAGUGGGACACUGAUGCUGGGGAUGUUCGUGCUGCAGCUUGGUGUCCUGUCCACCUUUUUAUCCGAGCCUGUGGUCAAAGCGCUGACCAGCGGUGCCGCGCUGCACGUGCUGGUGUCGCAGCUGCCCAGCCUCUUGGGAUUGUCUCUCCCACGCCAGAUCGGCUGCUUUUCUCUCUUCAAGACGCUGGCUGCGGUGCUCGGCGCGCUGUCCCAGAGCAGUCCUGCAGAACUGACCAUCUCGGCGCUCAGCCUGGCGUUGCUAGUGCCGGUCAAGGAACUAAACGUGCGAUUCCGGGACAGGCUACCCACUCCGAUCCCAGGAGAAGUUGUCAUGGUGCUUCUGGCAACGGUACUGUGCUUCACCUCUUCCCUGGACACAAGAUACAAUGUCCAGGUAGUGGGAUUAUUGCCUGGAGGAUUUCCCCAACCCUUCCUCCCCGCCCUGGAUGAGCUGCCCAGGAUACUGGCUGACUCGCUGUCCAUCUCACUGGUUACUUUUGCUGUGUCCACCUCUCUGGCCUCCAUCUAUGCAGACAAGUACAGCUACACUAUUGACCCAAACCAGGAACUCCUGGCCCACGGUGUCUCCAACCUCAUUUCCUCUCUCUUCUCUUGCUUUCCCAACUCGGCCACACUGGCUACAACCAGCUUAUUAGUGGAUGCUGGUGGGAAUACACAGCUGGCGGGCCUCUUCUCCUGUGCAGUGGUUCUGGCGGUGCUGCUGUGGCUGGGGCCCUUCUUUUACUACCUGCCCCAGGCUGUCCUGGCUUGCAUCAAUAUCUCCAGCAUGCGCCAGAUGUUCUUCCAGAUGCAAGAACUUCCACAGCUAUGGCACAUCAGCCGUGUGGACUUUGCUGUGUGGAUGGUCACCUGGGUGGCUGUCGUGACCCUGAAUGUUGACCUGGGCCUGGCUGUGGGUGUGGUCGUCUCUAUGAUGACAGUGGUCUGCCGAACUCAGAGGGUGCAGUGCCUGCCACUUGGAUUGGCUGAGGGGACAGAGCUCUACAGACCAAUCAGAGAGAGCCGUAAGCUCAUCCAGGUUCCAGGCCUGUGUAUCCUGAGUUAUCCAGCGCCCCUCUACUUUGCAACCCGUGGGCAGUUCCACCGCAUCUUGGAGUGGCAUCUGGGGCUUGAAGAAAGAACUAAGCCAGGUGCUGAGCCCAUCAGAGUGGUGAUCCUAGACUUCAGCGGUAUCGCUUUUGCAGAUGCUGCAGGGGCCAGGGAAGUGGUCCAGCUCACCAGGAGGUGCCAGGACAGUGGGAUCUACCUUCUCCUGGCUCAGUGUAAUGCCUUGGUGCUCGAGACCUUGACCAGGGCGGGACUCCUGGAUAGCAUGACUCCAGAACAACUCUUUGUGAGUGUCCAGGAUGCAGCUGCGCAUGCGCUGGAGAGGCUGAAACCUGCUGGCCCAAAGGUUUGCACAGUGUGGGUCUGACCACGGUCGCUUAGAGUGUGAGAGGCCCCAGCAGUAUGCAUGAGAGGAAGACCAUGGUCCUUGAGCUUCACCUCAAUGCAACGAACAGAAUGAAGCUGAGAAUAUCCGAGGCCCAUGAAGUGGGUCUAGGUGUCUACACGUGGAGCUUUCCAAUCCCCCCACAAGCCCUGCCACACCCAAAGUACCACAGAGACACAAGUAAAAAUGGCUUUCACCGUGUGUUCACCAGCCCCACGGAAUUACAGUCACAGUGCUUUCUGUUGGGGGUAUGUUGGAGCCGGUACACACGGUGCUGGAUCCAGAGCUGGGGUGGGGUGCAUGUCCCUGGGGUUGCAAAUUGGGGUUUUCCCUGCCCACCUUAGGAGGUGAGCAUGUUUCCACUUGAGGGUGUUAGAGUCCUUCUGGGCUCUUUGGCACUUGGCAAGUAAGUCUCCCCAUUUCCUGCCCCAUAGGAAUGGGGUUAGGGGAGGACUUGGCACUGGCUGAGGGGGAGGAUAUGGCUCCAUCAGGCCUCUGGUCACUCACAGAAAGAAAGGAAGGGUGUCACCAGGACAAGCCCCUGUUACGAAUCGGAUUGGUGGAGAGGGUCGGGAAGCCAGGGUGUUCAUCCGUGGCGUGCUCAGGGGUUAGGGGGCAGUUGACGGAAAUUCCUGGUAGGAACAAGGAGGCAGGCCCAGCCUGACAGUGUGAAGGCCCAAAUCAGAUGUCACUCGGCGGUCAUGCACUGUAGCCGGUGUUUGAAGAAGAGUAGGCGAUGUUUGGCCACCUGACUUUGGUCCAGUGAUCCUGGGUAACGGUAACGGGCGUAAGUUUCAGCCCCUGGAUCCUUUGAUGUCCACGGCAGCUUCACCUUCGACGCGUGAUCUACUACAACAUCAGAGCAGGAACCAACACGAAGGGAACCGAGUCCAUCCAGGAAGAAUUCUGGGGCGAGGGUGGAGAGAUCAAUGGUUAAACAAAGUUCCCAAGUGGAGAGAAGGCCAGUUCCUACGCCGAAUUGAAAUACAGGGCUUG